AUGGGUAAUCCAGAAGGAGGCUACACUACUCAGCCUAUGAAUAUGCCACAACAACAGCAGUCACAGGACAAGCGUAGCGGUCUCACAAAGUUCUGGGGUAUCAUUAAGAAGAUCUUUAACGCCGUCAUUUUCGGUUUUGGAUUCACGAUUGGUAGUAAAAUUGCCAAUGCCAUCUUUUAG
Molecule: messenger RNA, 180 nt
Organism: Brettanomyces nanus
Lineage: Eukaryota; Fungi; Ascomycota; Pichiomycetes; Pichiales; Pichiaceae
Exons: 1
Coding region: 1-180 (59 amino acids)
Source: RefSeq, a predicted model, not a curated record